Messenger RNA from Cucumis sativus (cucumber), 837 nucleotides. Its product is annotated as protein SPIRAL1-like 5. Gene Ontology annotation, cellular component: cortical microtubule, transverse to long axis. Bases 130 to 444 code for a protein of 104 amino acids. Gene Ontology annotation, biological process: cortical microtubule organization. The record is from RefSeq and is a predicted model, not a curated record. The transcript has 2 exons. Lineage: Eukaryota; Viridiplantae; Streptophyta; Magnoliopsida; Cucurbitales; Cucurbitaceae.
ACAGACACACUUCACACUCAUAAAGAUUAUAUAUAUAAAUUAACCAACCAAAAUUAGGGUUUUAAACUUUCUUUUGUGUUCUUGGUGUAGUAAAGCUGAAGAUCAGAUCCAGCCACAAAUCCAAAUAUCAUGAGUAGAGGUGGAAGCUAUGGUGGUGGAAGAAGUUCCUUAGGUUAUCUUUUUGGUAAGGAUGAUCAACCUAGAAAGCCUCAAGUCUCCAAAGUUGUUCUUCCUCCUCCUUAUGGUAUUGAUCUUAACCCUGAUGAUCAUAAUAACAAUCCUUCUCCCUCUCCAAAACAACUUGUUUCCAACAAUAAUUAUCCUCGAGCUCACGGCCAAAACUCCGGCAACUUCAUAACGGAUCGUCCAUCAACCAAGGUGAAAUCUGCUCCGGGUGGCGAUUCGUCGUUAGGGUAUCUGUUUGGUGAUAUCACCAAACAGUGAAAUAUAUGAAUGAGUAUGUCUUUUGAUUUACUCUCUCUAGCUGACUAUAUAUGAAAAAAAAUCUAAAGGGGUAUGGUUUAGUAUGAGUGGUUCUUUUACUAAAUAAAUGUGUGCAAUUAUUAUGUUUAGUAUUUGAAAGGAAACAUAUGUAGCUUGAAUUUGUGUAGCCUAUGCCUAUAUAUUUGUGUGUAUGUAUAUAUAGUUUGGCGUAGUUUGUACUUGUGUUUAUAUAGUGAUCUAUUUGUUAAACAAAUCUGAUGAUUCAGAUAUCUAUGUAUUGAAAAAUAGCAUCAUGAUGAUUGUAGUUCUUUAUUGUGUCAAUUUCUCAAAAAAUGUGAGGACCAUAUACACCUGAAAUUGCUCUUUGUUAUUUAAUUUGGGUGUUUUAAUUCA